AUGGAAUUGUGUGCCAUAGACGACUCCUUCCAUGCCCAAGAUCCCCUGAAUGCCCUUGAUAUCCUGCAAGCCAUUGACCCCCUCAAUAUCCCCUUCAAUGCCCUAGAUCCCUUCAAUGCCCUAGAUCCCCUCAAUGCCCUAGAUCCCCUCAAUGCCAUUGAUACCCUCAAUGCCCUAGAUCCCCUCAACAAGCUAGAUCCCCUCCAUGUCCUAGAUCCAUUCAAUGCCUCAGAUCCCGUCAAUGUCAUCGAUCACUACAAUGCCCUAGAUCCCCUCAAUGCCAUUGAUACCUUCAAUGCCCUAGAUCCCCUCAAUGCCCUAGAUCCCCUCAACAACCUAGAUCCCCUCCAUGCCCUAGAUCCAUUCAAUGCCUCAGAUCCCGUCAAUGCCAUCGAUCAAUACAAUGCCCUAGAUCCCCUCAAUGCCAUUGAUACCCUCAAUGCCAUCGAUCCCCUCAACAACCUAGAUCCCCUCCAUGCCCUAGAUCCAUUCAAUGCCUCAGAUCCCGUCAAUGUCAUCGAUCAAUUCAAUGCCCUAGAUCCCCUCAAUGCCAUUGAUACCCUCAAUGCCCUAGAUCCCCUCAACAGCCUAGAUCCCUUCCAUGCCCUAGAUCCAUUCAAUGCCUCAGAUCCCGUCAAUGUCAUCUAUCAGUACAAUGCCCUAGAUCUCCUCAAUGUCAUUGAUUCCUUCAAUGCUCUAGAUCCCCUCUAUUCCCUAGAUCCCUUCAAUUCCCUGGAUCCCUUCAAUGCAAUUGAUACCUUCAGUGCCCUAGAUCCUGUCAACGACCCAGAUCCCCUCCAUGUUUUAGAUCCCCUUUAUUCCCUUGAUCUCCUCAAUGUUCUAGAUCCCCUUUAUGCCCUAGAUCCCUUCAAUGCCCUGGAUCAUUUCAAUGCCAUUGAUACCUUCAAUGCCCUAGAUCCCCUCAACGACCUAGAUCCCUGCCAUAUCCUCAAUCCCUUCAAUGCCUUAGAUCACGUCAAUGUCAUUGAUCCCUUCAAUGCCCUAGAUCCCCUCAAUGUCAUUGACUCCUUCAAUGCCUUAGAUCCCCUCAAUGUCAUUGUUUCUUUUAAUGCCUUUGAUCCCCUCAAUGUCAUAGAUCCCUUCAAUGCCCUAGAUCCCCUCAAUGUCCUAGAUCUCCUCAAUGACCUAGAUCCCUUCAAUGCCCUAUAUCUCCUUGAUGCCCUAAAUAUCAUCGAUGCCCUAGAUCCCUUCGGUGCCCUAGAUGCCUUCAAUGCCCUAGAUACCCUCAAUGCCCUGGAUAUCUUCAAUGCCCUAGAUCCCUUCAAUGCCCUAGAUCCGGUCACUGUCAUUGAUCCCAUCAAUGCCCUAGAUCCCAUCAAUGCCAUAGAUUCCCUCCAUGCCCUAGGUUCCCUCAAUGACCUAUAUUCACUCAAUGCCCUAGGUCCCCUCAAUGCCCUAAAUCCCCUCAAUACCAUUGAUACCCUCAAUGCCCUAAAUCCCCUCAUUGUCCUAGAUCCCUUCGAUGCCCUAGAUACCCUCAAUGCCCUAAAUCCCUUCGGUGCUCUUAAUUCCCCAAUUGCCCUUGAUCCCUUCGAUGCCCUAGAUCCUCUCAAUGCCCUGGAUCCCUUCAAUGCCCUAGAUUCCAUCAAAGCCCUAUAUCCCCUUAUUGCCCUUGAUCCCUUCGAUGCCCUAGAUACCCUCAAUGCCCUAGAUCCCCUCAAUGCCCUUGAUCCCCUCAAUGCCCUAGAUCCUUCCAAUAUAGAUCCUGUAUAA
Mya arenaria is the source of this 1734-nucleotide messenger RNA. RefSeq lists its product as uncharacterized. The record is from RefSeq and is a predicted model, not a curated record. The coding region runs from base 1 to 1734 and encodes 577 amino acids. Lineage: Eukaryota; Metazoa; Mollusca; Bivalvia; Myida; Myidae. The transcript is spliced from 4 exons.